AUGGCUUCAUUGCUCAACGGCGGCAUUGCUUUUAUAACGGGAGCAGGCUCUGGAAUCGGCAGAGCCACAGGGAAGCAGUUUGCACACUAUGGAGCGAAGGGCCUGGUGUUAACCGACAUCAAUGAAGCCGGGCUACAGCAGACCAAGGAGGAGAUCCAAGCAAAGUACCCUGCGAUCGAGAUUGAAACGAUCCAGAUGGACGUCACGAACGAGUCGUCCAUCGUAUCAGCCCACAAAGCAGCGGUUGAGCGAUUUGGGCGUAUCGAUUAUGCUGUCAACAACGCGGGUACACCAGGUCAUAUGGUGGCUAGUUCAGAGUCGAGCCUCAGCGAGUUCAAGUUUGGAAUCGACGUCAAUUUAUUUGGUGUCUGGAUGUGUCAGCGAGAGCAAUUAAAGCAGAUGGAGUCUCAGCAGGCCGAUGAAAGGUUCUUUCCCAUCCCCAUUGGUGCCCUUGAACGCAGGGGUUCUAUUGUCAACCUCUCAUCAAUCUACGGCCAUACCUGCGGGAAGAAUACAACUUCUUACUGCGCGGCCAAGCAUGCCGUCCUCGGGAUGACGAGAAGCGACGGCGCCAACUACGCCAAAAGCGGCAUCCGAGUAAACGCAGUCUGCCCAGGAUAUACGGACACUCCAAUGCUCCGAAUGCCCGGCGCGGGUCGGUCGGUAGGAAUGGACGACUAUCUCAGGGUCUGCCCAAUGGGUCGUCUAGGGGAAGCACGAGAGAUUGCGGAUGUUAUCGUCUUUCUGUCCUCUCCCAUGGCUAGCUAUGUGACGGGACAGGAUAUUCCGGUAGACGGCGGCUUCCUCAUCGUCUGA
This is a messenger RNA of Cladophialophora bantiana CBS 173.52, 816 nucleotides long. RefSeq lists its product as uncharacterized. The transcript has 6 exons. The record is from RefSeq and is a predicted model, not a curated record. Bases 1 to 816 code for a protein of 271 amino acids. Lineage: Eukaryota; Fungi; Ascomycota; Eurotiomycetes; Chaetothyriales; Herpotrichiellaceae.